AUGUUCAAGUUGAAGAUCUUUUUGUUCUUGUUCACCUUGCUCGUUGGCUUUGUUGCAGCUGCAAGCAAUCGUAAUAAAGAAUUGCAAGAAAGCGAAAAGAAACAAAUUACCUCUACCCGACAAGCAAAGGAAGCAUGGGACAAGACUGCGAGCACAGCUCCUGGAUACGGACAAGCCGAACAAGCUAGUACAGCUCAUCAUUACACUCAACAUGCAUAUCGUGCAGCUGACGAAAAUAUUGCUGCUCAACGUCAAAAUGUACGUGAUCAAUUUGCAAAGCAUUGGCAAGAACGCAGUAGUAAAGGCCAUUAG
Messenger RNA from Meira miltonrushii, 312 nucleotides. RefSeq lists its product as uncharacterized. The transcript has a single exon. Lineage: Eukaryota; Fungi; Basidiomycota; Exobasidiomycetes; Exobasidiales; Brachybasidiaceae. The record is from RefSeq and is a predicted model, not a curated record. The coding region runs from base 1 to 312 and encodes 103 amino acids.